Molecule: messenger RNA, 732 nt
Organism: Tauraco erythrolophus (red-crested turaco)
Lineage: Eukaryota; Metazoa; Chordata; Aves; Musophagiformes; Musophagidae
Product: olfactory receptor 14C36
Biological process (GO): G protein-coupled receptor signaling pathway
Cellular component (GO): membrane
Molecular function (GO): G protein-coupled receptor activity; olfactory receptor activity
Source: RefSeq, a predicted model, not a curated record
AUGUCCAAUGGCAGCUCUGUUACUGAGUUCCUCCUCCUGGCAUUCACAGACACACGGGAGCUGCAGCUCCUGACCUUCUGGCUCUUCCUGGGCAUCUACCUGGCUGCCCUCCUGGGAAACGGCCUCAUCAUCACCACCAUAGCCUGUGACCACCACCUCCACACCCCCAUGUACUUCUUCCUCCUCAACCUCUCCCUACUUGACCUUGGCUCCAUGUCCACUACUGUCCCCAAAUCCAUGGUCAAUUCCCUAUGGAACACCAGGGACAUUUCCUACUUAGGAUGUUCUGCACAGCUCUUUUUCUUUCUCUUCUUGAUUGUAGCAGAAUAUUUUCUGCUCACUGUCAUGGCCUACGACCGCUACGUUGCCAUCUGCAAACCCCUGCACUACGGGACCCUCCUGGGCAGCAGAGCUUGUGUCCACAUGGCAGCAGCUGCCUGGGCCAGUGGGUUUCUCAAUUCAUUGCUGCACACAGCCAGCACAUUUUCACUGCCCCUCUGCCACGGCAAUGCCCUGGACCAGUUCUUCUGUGAAAUCCCCCAGAUCCUCAAGCUCUCCUGCUCACACUCCUACCUCAGGGAACUUGGGCUUCUUGUAGUUAGUAUGUGUUUAGGAUUUGGUUGUUUUGUGGUCAUUGUUUCAUCUUAUGUGCAGAUCUUCAGGGCCGUGCUGAGGAUCCCCUCUGAGCAGGGACGGCACAAAGCCUUUUCCACGUGCCUCCCUCACCUGGCC